AUGGUCUUCGUCCGCUCUCGGCUCCUUCCGCGCAACAUCGACGCUGCUGUACUGCAGUGGGGGUACUGUCUACUCACGGUCUAGCCUUACUGAACCUGUCGCUCCGGGCUCCGGUUAGUACGAGUGAACCACUGUGUUGAUGAGUUUUAUGUGCGAGCACGAGUUGUCAAUUCAUUGUAAACGCGUGACAUUGUAAUCAUCAUGACCGCUCCCGCCAAGAAAUCUUCAGUAGAAUCUCUACCUGAUCGUAUUUUUAAGGAUCCUGAUACCGAUUUAUACUACUCUUAUCAAGCAACACGCGAAUCAGGACAAAGAAAAUUUUUCUUGUGCUCUUUGAACCAUUCGCACGGAUGCAAUGGGCAAGGGACUCUGGAUUCGGACGGAGUUUUCCGAUAUCUAGACGAAAAGACGAGGAUGCUCCAAAAUACCGGCACAACCAUGUGGGUGAAGCUGAUCUGCUUGAGGAUGCAAUUUUUUUAAAAGAAAUGCAUUCUCUACUUUGUCACUCGUUUUUGCAGAACAAAGCGAUCUACAAUAAAUUGAAAAUCUUGUAUCCAAGUGCUGCGCUUAAAUAUCCAUUCGAACGAGUAUCAGCUCGAAUGCGGCAGUGGAGGUUAAAAAGAAAAUUCCCAGAGUUAACUCAUGGAUUUAAUACAUUGAUCAAUCUUCUGAAUCACGAUGACAAGUGGAAAGAUUUAAAAUCGCACAACAAGGGCAGUUUGGUUGUUAAACCUAUUAUGACGAGAACAGAUGAAGUCUGCGGCGUCGCCGUGGCCGACCUGGAGUUCCUCGCCAUCGUCAAAGCCGCUCUCCACCAGUUUAUAUAUUUUGAGGAAAUCCCAAUUAAACUUGGAGACAUCGAUGGAAGUCGCAUCAUUGUUAUGACUGUACCUUUUAAAACUCACUCUUUUCCCGCCGCAUGGACAGCUUUGAAUAAAGAUUCCUUUGAAGAUUACAACAAGCUUGUGAGAAAUGGUUUGUCAAAGGUGUUAGGUGACGUUCAACCUGAAAAAAUUUAUUAUGAUUUUCAUAAUAAAUUAUUUACAGCGUUGCGAGGGCGCUAUCCAGCGACAAGACUAAAAGGAACGCUUGAUGCAUACAGUCAUUUGUUGUAUGUCAAUGCAAUGGAGACAAUCGAUCUACGCGCAAGAAACGCAGUCCAUGAAAUUCGCAUCUUCUCAAAAAUUUUUUUGGUUGCUUUGUUGCCUCCGCAACAAAUUGUAAAAGCUUUUGUACAAGUGGUUCAGAAUUUAAAUGAACAAAUGUUUCAAAAGUUUGAACUAUUUUUGAUAUACUACUUGUCAGAAUGGCUCAACAAAGUCGGCCCGAGUAAUCUGUCAUUCUACAAUGAUGUAGAUGGCUUGUCAAAUUGCACUAGGAUUCAUUUUAAUCGCCUGCAGAACAUGAGUGGGGUCGCGCCUGAUACGUGGUCCUUCUUGGAGUCCGCAACUUCAAUUGAAUGCGAAAGUUAUCGAGAUGUGGAUAAAUUGGCUAAAAGAAAGCUAUCAGUAGAGGAACACCACCUGUAA
Messenger RNA from Cotesia glomerata, 1529 nucleotides. RefSeq lists its product as uncharacterized. Lineage: Eukaryota; Metazoa; Arthropoda; Insecta; Hymenoptera; Braconidae. The record is from RefSeq and is a predicted model, not a curated record. Bases 351 to 1529 code for a protein of 392 amino acids. The transcript is spliced from 6 exons.